UUGGAAUGAAUGGUGACGUCUGACGGAACUCAGCUACCAUUAUUCCCUUAAUGUUGGGGAGUAGGCAUGUGGCUGGUUCUUUUUGGGGGGAGGGGGGGACAGUGACUGUCAGCCCGCUCCUUUCCAGCCCAUCACCCGGACCAUUGUGCCGUUUUUCUUCAGUCAUCCACUGCAGGUGUGCCAAGUGUUUCUGUUACCCUACAAAGCGGAGAAUAAGGAGGAGACCCCGAAACCUAACCAUCCUGAGCCUCCCUGAAGAUGUGCUCUUUCAUAUCCUGAAAUGGCUCUCUGUCGGGGACAUCCUCGCCGUCCGAGCUGUGCAUUCUCACCUGAAGAACCUGGUGGACAGCCACGCCAGUGUGUGGGCGUGUGCCAGCUUCCAGGAGCUGUGGCCUUCUCCAAAGAACCUGAAGCUCUUUGAAAGGGCUGCCGAAAAGGGAAAUUUUGAAGCCGCUGUGAAGCUGGGGAUAGCCUACCUCUACAACGAAGGCCUUUCUGUGUCUGACGAAGCCCGUGCGGAAGUGAACGGCCUGAAGGCCUCUCGCUUCUUCAGUCUCGCCGAGCAACUGAAUGCGGGCAGCACGCCCUUCAUCUGGCUCUUCAUCCGCCCUCCGUGGUCGGUGUCUGGAAGCUGCUGCAAGGCUGUGGUUCACGAGAGCCUCAGGGCAGAGUGCCAGCUGCAGGGAGUGAGUCCCGGCGAGGAACACGCAUGGAGCCCGCAUGCCGGGCGGUCCGAGCCGCACAGGACUCACAGAGCAUCCAUACUGCACUGCCUGGGGAGAGUGCUGAGUCUCUUCGAGGAUGCAGAGCGGAAGCAGCAGGCCCGGGACCUGUUUGAAGAGUCUGCUCGCCAGGGCUGUCUGGCCAGCUCGUACCUCCUGUGGGAACGUGACAGGAGGACGGACAUGUCCGAUCCUGGACGAUGCCUCCACAGCUUCCGGAAACUCAGGGACUACGCUGCCAAAGGCUGCUGGGAAGCACAGCUGUCGUUAGCCAAAGCCUGUGCAAACGGGGGCCAGCUCGGACUGGAGGGGAAGGUCGCCGACGGGGUCGCGCGCCGGCUGUUCCAGGCCUCCCGUGCCGUCAGCAAGCAGCAGGUCUUCUCCGUGCAGAAGGGACUCAGCGACACGAUGAGGUACAUCCUGAUUGACUGGCUGGUGGAGGUCGCCACCAUGAAGGACUUCACGAGCCUGUGCCUGCACCUGACUGUGGAGUGCGUGGACCGGUACCUGCGGAGGAGGCUCGUGCCUCGGUACAGGCUCCAGCUGCUGGGCAUCGCCUGCAUGGUCAUCUGCACCCGGUUCAUCAGCAGAGAGAUCCUGACGAUCCGAGAGGCAGUUUGGCUCACGGACAACACCUACAAGUAUGAAGACCUGGUGAGGAUGAUGGGAGAGAUCAUCUCUGCCCUGGAAGGGAGGAUUCGAGUCCCCACUGUGGUUGAUUACAAGGACGUCCUGCUGACGCUGGUCCCUGAGGCCCCAAGAACCCAACAUCUGUGUGGCUUCCUGUGUGAGCUGUCCCUGCUGCACACCAGCCUGGCCGCCUAUGCUCCGGCCUGUCUGGCCGCGGCCGCCCUGCUGCUCGCGCGGCUGACCCACGGACAGACACAGCCCUGGACCACAAGGUUGUGGGACAUCACCGGAUUCUCUUGUGAAGACCUCAUACCCUGUGUCUUGAGCCUUCAUCAGAAGUGCUUCCACGACGACGCCCCCAAGGACUACAGGCAAGUCUCUCUGACCGCCGUGAAGCAGCGAUUCGAGGACAAGCGCUACGAAGAGAUCAGCCGGGAAGAGGUGCUGAGCUACGGGCAGCUGUGCGCAGCUCUGGGCGUGAAGCAAGGCAGCCCAGAGCCCACGUCCUUCCUCAGCGCGGGGGACAUUCACGCCUUCCUCAGCUCUCCGUCGGGAAGAAGAACCAAGCGGAAGCGGGAGAACAGCCUCCAGGAGGACAGGGGCAGCUUCGUCACCACGCCCACCGCGGAGCUGUCCAGCCAGGAGGAGGUGCUGCUGGGCAGCUUCCUGGACUGGAGCCUGGACUACUGCUCGGGCUACGAGGGUGACCAGGAGAGCGAGGGCGAGAAGGACGGUGACGUGACAGCACCCAGCGGCAUCCUCGACGUCACCGUGGUCUAUCUAAACCCAGAGCAGCACUGCUGCCAGGAAUCAAGCGACGAGGAGGCCUGCCCGGAGGCCGGUGGUCGCCAGGAUGUGCGCGCCUACGUACCAGGCACCCAGACACCUCCGAGCCCGGGGCCCCAGCCUCUGCUCCACGGCAGGAGGGAGCCAGGCAAGGACAGUGUGACCUCGGGGUACUCCUCCAUCUGCAGCGUGAGUCCCACAGACUCGGUGGACGGGGUCUCGGGGGCCUCCCCCCGCUCUACCUCAGUGCCUUCCCCGGGCAGUGACUCAGGCACACAGCCUUGCCACCAGCAUGCCAAGAAGCCAUGUUUACAGUGUCACUCUCCAAGCCCCCUGGAGAGCAGCACCCCCCAGCGACAGGUAAAGAGGAAAAACCUAUCUGCCCACAGCGAGGAGGAGGAAGAGGAGGAUGAGGACGAGGAGAGGGGCCUGAGCCCUGCUUGCUGAGGCCGUGAGUGCCCGCACUUGCUGCGGGCAACGUUUGCUUGGGGGGGG
Molecule: messenger RNA, 2633 nt
Organism: Herpailurus yagouaroundi (jaguarundi)
Lineage: Eukaryota; Metazoa; Chordata; Mammalia; Carnivora; Felidae
Gene: CCNF
Product: cyclin F
Exons: 16
Coding region: 51-2585 (844 amino acids)
Molecular function (GO): protein binding
Source: RefSeq, a predicted model, not a curated record